GCCCUUACAAGCUACAGCCAGUAUAUUGUACAGCCAGCAUAUGAGGACCUGUGACGAGAGCAACAACGAAAAAGGGAAGUAGAUAAGUUUUUAGUCUUCAACUUCAACCAGUAGUGAUAUCAAGCAAAGUCGGCCAUAUAUUAAGACUACAGCAUGUCUGAUCACGCGAAACAUGUCGUUGAUAGAUAGUUUCUGUUAUAUCACCCAAGCUCUACCUCAGUACGGCCAUUCGACUCUCCUACUCUAGAUAUUCACAUCAACACUACAGGCUACAGAGGUAUUCGCAUACAAGAUGAGAUCGCUAUCAAUCAUUGUUUGGGUACUAUUCGCCAUGAUAAUGCACGCAUCAUGUCAGACUCCCCAAACAGUCAACACUCCUUCCGGUCCCAUUAAAGGCGUGGUCGUCCCUACUCUUGGGACGGAUAUCGUACAGUUCCGGAAUAUUCCAUACGCGCAACCACCAAUUGGCAACCUCAGAUUUGAGAAACCACUCCCGGUAGAACCUUGGACAGAAACUCUGGACGGAACUGUCUUUGGACCUUCUUGCAUACAGGAUACAAAAGUGUUUGAGAAAUUGUGGGAAAAGACAGGCAAGCAUGAACUAUCUGAAGAUUGUUUACAGCUAAAUGUUUAUGUUCCCAGAGCUGUUUCAACUGAGGCAAAGAAGCCAGAGGAAUGCUGGUCUACAGACGGCAAGAUGAGAUCACAUUACCUUCUACAUGUUAGUCUGCAGGCUAUCAUUAUAGCAUUUACAUCAUGUCAGUCCUUCCCAGUAGUCAACACUCCUUCCGGUUCCAUCAAAGGCGUGGUCGUUCCCUACUCCUUGGAAUGGAUAUCGUACAGUUCCGGAAUAUUCCAUACGCGAAAGCCUCCAGUUGGCAACCUCAGAUUUGAGAAACCACUUCCGGUAGAACCUUGGACGGAAACUCUAGACGGAACUGUCUUUGGGCCAUCCUGCAUGCAGGAUAAAAACGUUUUUGCAGAAUUUUGGAAAAAGGCAGACAACAGUGAAAUAACAGAAGAUUGUUUACAGCUAAAUGUUUAUGUACCCGGAGCUGUUUCAACUGAGGUUAAAAAGCCGGUGAUGUUUUGGAUCCAUGGUGGGGGGUUUACCAUGGGAUACAGUUGGCUAUAUGACGCGUCAUAUCUGGCAAGAAAAGACGUCAUCGUUGUCACCAUCAACUACCGUCUCGGAGUAUUCGGAUUCUUAAGCACGGAAGACGCCGAACUGCCAAGUAACUUUGGUCUCUGGGAUAUGAUUGAAGCCCUGAAAUGGGUAAAUAAAAACAUAGCAUCAUUCGGAGGCGAUCCUGAAUCCGUUACCAUUUUUGGAGAAUCAGCAGGAGGCUUUGCUGUGUCGCACUUAGCUUUGAUACCAAGCACUGCUGGUUUAUUUAAACGCGUCAUCCCUCAAAGUGGAUCUGCUGUAGGUUUUACUGGUGUUGUGUCGAAUCCUGCACGUGUUGCCAAAGCCAUGGGGAAAUUGGUUGGGUGCAUAUCCGAAGAAGACGAAGAAAUCGCAAACAAGAUUCUAAUUGAUUGCCUCAAAACGAAGAGUUCCGAAGAAUUGUUUAAAGCUCAACAAAACCCCGGCGUUCUUUAUUUGGAGACCACUACCUUUCUGCCCGAAAUCUGGCCUGCUAUUGAUGGAGAACUAAUUCGAAGAUCACCUUUAGACAGCCUAAAUGAUCCAAACUCGGAAGAAUCAGUUUAUUUCAGAUCGUUAGAUAUGAUGGCGGGCACAACUGACAACGAGGGAUCAUUAUUCAUUUUCCUCGUGUUUGGACUUCAAGAAUCUAUGAAGUUUAACAUUACCGAUGGUAUACCUACGUCUGUUUUAUGUGACGUGGUCGCACCAACAUUAGCCAAGGAGCUGUUUAAUGACGACACUAUAGUUUCUGAUUUACUUUGUAAAGAAUAUGCAACUGAUGAUCUAGCGCAACAAGCAAGAAAUAUAGCCAAUUUGUGCGAAGAUGCAUGGUUUGUUGGACCUACGGUGCAGCUCUGUGACUUCCAUUCCAAGGAUAAGCCAUCUGCAAACACCUAUCACUAUUUGUAUACCAAGCCGGCGAACAUGUCAAUGUUUCUUCCGGAAUUUUCCUGGAUGGAAGGAGCUGGACACGGGGCCGAAAUACUGUAUAUGUUUGGUCCAAGGAUCUUUAGCGAAUUGGAUGAAACUUUGUCGUCUGAUGAGGGAAGGACUUUUACGGACAUGCUUGUCACGUACUGGACCAACUUUGCUAAAACAGGGAAUCCCAAUGGAGAUGGCCUGGUCCAAUGGGAGGCGUUCACCUCCAACGGUCGGGACUAUUUGGAAUUGAAUGACAAGGCAGUCCCAGGUCAAAACUUGUACGAGAAGAGGAUGAAGUUUCUACUACAAGACGUACCUAACAAACUCAACGACAGGGUGAAAACCGAGUUAUAGAAUUGGAAAAUCUAACUCAAAGAGACAGAAAAAACUGAGUUAAAGUAAUGAAAAAAACAACUCAAAGAUACAGUAAAAACGAGUUGAAGUAAUGGACAAAACAACUCAAAAAGACAACAAAGACCAGUUAUAGAAAUGGAAAAACCAACUCAAAGAUACAGUAAAAAGGAGUUACAGAAAUGUUAAAUCGAUAUAGUAUCAUGACGUGUCUAGUAAACUCAGAGUUAAAACCGAGUUAUAGCAAUGGGCAAGAAAAAAUAAAAAACGGAAUUGUGAAAUUGGAAAUCUAUGUUCACGGGCGAAUAAUAUGAUUUCGUUAUGAAUACGAUAGAACUACAAGUGUACAAUGAAAAAAUGCAAAUAUUGGCAAGAUGUGUAAACAAAGAAUGAAUUUGAACAUAUAUACAUGCUUGGGAUUUCUUUUCAUGUAAAAAGGUAACGAUAAUUUUGGUUUGUGGACAAUUUACGGACCUAUCCCUUUCAAACUUCACAUACUACUUCCCUAAUACAUUGCGGUUUUUUGUUGUUGUUUUUUUUUCGGAUCAAAAGGUCAAGGUCAACGUUACUAUAAAUAGAAAGCUGGUCUCCUCGUAAUAACUUAAGGUCUAUGGAAUGAACAAACUCGGGCUUCACCUAGUGCUUCCUUACCACCAGAGCUUGAUUUCGGUUUCUUCCUGAAUCCAGUUCAAAGGUCAAAGUCACUUGCUAUUAAUAGAUUGGGGGUUUUUUUUUGCAAUAACUUGAGUUUCUUGGAACAUAUGUUUGAAAAACUAAUUCCCGCACACCAAUGAAAGUUCUGCUGGACCAGUCAAACUCAAACUUCACACACGUCUUUCUCAUUGGACAGUUUUGCAUGUAAUUGUAUUUCAAUCAAAAGGUCAAAGGUCAGAUGUCAAUGUCACCAUUGUUGAUAAGUAUCAUUCAGCAAUACCUCGAUAUGUUUAAUAGUCAAAACCUUUUAUCGUCAGCCUGAGUUUGAAAGUUUUCUAAUCUAUCAUGAUAUUUCAUUUUCCAAAUGGCGACAGUGACAAGGCUUAACUAAAGCUUAGAAUCAUGGAUCAUAAACACACGCGACUGAAACAAUAGUUUAUUACAAAUAGCAUCAUAUACAAAUAGAAUAUAUAAGUAAAUAUAUCACAAUAUAAUCAGAUAUAUAUUUAUUUUCACAAGAAAAAUACAACAAUUUCUAAAGGUAUUUACAACUGAUGAGGAAAAUACAACUGCAAUAAAAGUAUAUACUUCCAAAAUUAUCUUGUUUGAAACAACAAAAUCAUAAUACCUUUUUUUUUAUUAAAUAACCUAUUAAAAGAUAUCACUUUAAAGUUACAAUUUAUUUGAUGUCAUAUUGAUGAUGAUUUCAUCGAAGACAGCAAUAACAGGAUUAUUUGGAUGUUUAUUGUGACAACAAAAAGUUCUAAUUAACAAAACAUUUAUUGUCAUUCAUUGACUAUAUGUAUAUGUAUUAACCCUUUCAACCCUGAAAACACUUAAGUGGACUCUGCCACUCAUUCUUCAUUAAAGUCCAAUAUGGUCAGUAGGGGUGAAGGGUUGAACUUAAACUGAAAGCAUUGAUUUACAGGGUUAAGAAUGCAUGUGUCCAUAUCUUGAACUUAUUUGGCCUUUGAUCAUGAGUUGAAGGUGAAGGUCACAAUGCUAUAAACACAACACACUGCACACUCUCCGUGAUAGUUGGGAAUAUGUCCCAGUGAUCAAAACAAAUAAAACCACCGCAUCAAAUUUAGCUAUAUGGUGCCCUGACGAGUGUUCGAUUAUAUAUAGCAUUCUCCUUAUGUUAAUUUUUGAACGAUGAUUUUUUUUUUACCUUUCUAUUCUCAUGAUUCAGAUGUGAAAUAAUGGGUGCUGAUUACAGGAAGUUAUCCUCUAAACAGCAGGAAGAACAAUUUAUCACUGUAUGUUGGACCACAAUCAUGUACCAUAGAAGUCAGAAUUAAGUCUUUCAUAUUUCAUAAAAAGCACCGAUUCAAGGGGGGAAAAUUCACCUAAAUUACAAUCUAAAAACAAAAAUGCACUAAAUAAUGACAAAAACAAAAAUAAUUCCAUACUUAAAAUUUGUCUAUUAGGCCUUAGUUGGUUCUCAGGCCCUCCCUUAUCUUCUUGGAAGUAAAAAAGAAAGUCCUUUAAUUUUAAUAGUAUAAUAUUUUGCUGGCAACCAUAAUUAAAUACAUGACUGUAUAUAUCAACUGAACUUACUAUAUGUACCUUGGUAUACUCAUUUUGAUUGAUGAAAAAAAUGGGUGUUUUAUACCCAUUUUUAAAAAAAAUGAGAAAUGAGAAAUUUCUAAUGAGAAAUAACGUACAAGAACAAUUCUUGAAUUGGUAAAAGCUUAAAUCUUUGGUAGAUAUAGAGCAAGAUUUUACCUAAAAAAAAUCAUUUCUAAAAAAUCACUUUAAUUCUUACUUUUAACAAGACAAUAUGCAAAAAUAUAAAUACUGCAUCUUAAAAAAAUACACAUUUUACAUCACAGUUUACUUAUAGAUAUUACAAAUUGUACCGUAAAGGUUUUGUUCUUGACAUACACUAACAGAUUUAUAUGCCAUGAAAUUGUCUUAUCUAUUUUUGUAUGUCAUGCAUGUGAAUUUUAAUUAAAUAUUUGUAACUUGCAACCAGACACACCCCUCUCCACCCCCCAGAAAGCUUGUUAAGUAGUCUAAUAAUGCUGGUGGUCAAUUAUAUACUAUCUGAUGAUGAUAGGUAAUAACAAUACAAUUCCAUACCAUAUUUUACUAGGUAUAAGCCCAUGCUGGAAGCCCUACCCGCAACCAUCAUUUUCCACAUUGUCACUGUAUAUGCUCAAAAAUGUUUCAGAUACUUUAUAGUAGGAACACAAAUAAUUUGAACUUAACUGUGGCUUGGAAUUUUUCGUACAAAAAUCCAGACAGAAAUUACUGUCUUGAGAAUAACAUUAGUACCAUGUACAUAUGAUACAAAACGAAAUAAAGGCAUUUUAUAUUUCGAAUUUCAACCAUAGUCAUUCUGAACACAUUAUGGAAAAACAUUCUGUGUUUUUGGAUUUUCAACCUGGUACUCUUAUUCUUAACACAUUGAGAACAUAUACAAAUGUUGAUUAUUUAAAACUCAACGUAUUUGUCCCUUCAAGGGACAUGUAAAUCAGUUGUAAAAUCAUAUAAAAAAUCUCACCAGGUAUUUAAAAAACACCUUAAGGGUCAACCUUAUUUUAAUAAGUAAUAAUGUACAAAUUGUAUCAGAUUAGAUGUUAAAUGACAACUCAAAUUUCUAAAAAAAAA
Pecten maximus is the source of this 5692-nucleotide messenger RNA. RefSeq names its product carboxylesterase 1D-like. The record is from RefSeq and is a predicted model, not a curated record. The transcript is spliced from 5 exons. Lineage: Eukaryota; Metazoa; Mollusca; Bivalvia; Pectinida; Pectinidae. The coding region runs from base 293 to 2425 and encodes 710 amino acids.